This is a messenger RNA of Momordica charantia (bitter melon), 2788 nucleotides long. Its product is annotated as glutamate receptor 2.6. The record is from RefSeq and is a predicted model, not a curated record. Lineage: Eukaryota; Viridiplantae; Streptophyta; Magnoliopsida; Cucurbitales; Cucurbitaceae. Gene Ontology annotation, cellular component: membrane. Gene Ontology annotation, molecular function: ligand-gated monoatomic ion channel activity.
UAAUUCAAUCUCCAGCCCUCUCACUUGAAAGAUAAGUCUCUCUUAGUACAAUUUGUGUCAUCCGAUCGAUCCCCAUAAGCUGAAAAAUCAAAUGAUAUUUGGGGCUGCACUUUCUUUCUUCUGUUUGGUUGGGUUUCUUCUUCAGCUGGAGGGAUCAACGUCAUCAGAAGCUCACUUCAGAUGUUCCGCCGCCGGCGCCGACCACCGGAAAAAUAGAGUUGUGAAGAUGGGAGUAAUUGCUGAUAAUAGCUCCCGGCUGGGCAGGGAACAGAUCGUGGCCAUUCAUAUGGCCCUCCAAAAUUAUCCUUCAUUUAAUUCUUGCCAUAAGCUGCAGCUCCUCCUCCUCGAUUCGCCGGACAACUCUGCCCACGCAACCGCUACCGCUUUGGAUCUAAUUACCCACAAAAAAGUAGAAGCCAUGUUUGGAACAUUGACAAGAGAGGAAGUAUCUACCAUAUAUGAGCUUCAUAAACCCUCCAUGAACAUCCCCAUAAUAUCCUUAUCUACAGCUUCCUUAGUACAACCAUCGACAAUAAUGCCAAUUCAAACGUCGUCGUUCAUUCAAAUGGCCAACGACAUCACCCACCAAACACGGUGCAUUGCGGCCGUUGUCGGCCAAUUCCGGUGGCGGAGAGUCACCGCACUCUACGAGAACAAAAACGGCGGCGACUUCACCACCAACAUGGCAAUUCUAAAACUCCUAUCAGAUUCGCUCCGAGAUUUCAACUCAGAGAUUGAAAACCACCAUGAUUUCUCUUUAUCAGAUCCGGAGCCACUGAUUGAAGAGAAGCUCAUGAAUCUCAGCAGAAACACAAAUAGAGUCUUUAUUUUAGUGCAAUCUUCCGUGGAGUUGGCCACCCUUCUCUUCACAAAAGCUAAAAAAUUGAAUAUGAUGGAAAAUGGAUAUGUAUGGAUUGUUGGCGAUGACAUGGCCAACCUUCUUGAUUCUUUAGAUUCCGCUGCUUUCAGUGACUUGCAAGGCGUAAUUGGGUGUAAGAUCUACUUUGAAGAAACCAAAAACAGAUUAUUCAAGAAAUUCAAGACCAAAUUUCGGAGGAAUUAUAUGUCUAAAUUCUCGGAAGAUGAAGGGCGAGGUGACCCCAGCAUCUUUGCCCUUCGAGCUUAUGAUGCUUGUACCGCCGUUGCCUCUGCACUGGACGAGCUGCAGGGAAGGCCAAGUGGACAGCAAUGGCCACAGAAAGUUUUGGAAAGUAAAUUUGAAGGUGUGAGCGGGGUGGUGAGCUUUAAGAAGGGCAUAUUGUCGCAGUUACCCACCUUCCAAAUCAUUAACGUUUUCGGAAAAGGGUAUAAAGAGAUUGCAUUUUGGUCACCAGAGCUGGGAUUUUUUGAUAAAUUCUCCCAACAAACGAGCACAAAUGCAAGGACUGGAAAUGCUUCCUUCAAUUUUUCCAGCUUAGUCUUCUGGCCAGGGAAUGCAAGAAGCGUGCCAAAGGGGUGGGAUUUUAGUAACCUUAAGAAACCAUUGAGGAUCGGAGUUUCAACCAAAGCUGCUUUCCAAGAAUUCGUACGAGUGAACUACAACCACACAAAUGGGCCUCAUUUCUCCGGCUUCUCCAUCAGCGUGUUUCAAAAAGUUGCAGCCAAUUUACCUUACUUCUUGCCCUACAAAUUCCUUCCUUACAAUGAUUCUUAUGAUAGUUUGCUGCAAAAAGUCCACAACAAGGAGUUUGAUAUGGCAGUGGGAGACUUUGGGAUAUUUGCAGAUCGAUUUGAGUACGUAGAUUUUUCUGAACCAUAUUUGGAUAAUGCAGCGGUGAUGAUAGUGAAAGAGAAGCCACUGAAGUGGGCGCAAUCAAUGCUUUUCAUGAGAGCUUUCACUCCACAAAUGUGGCUGCUCAUGCUCUCCAUGCAUAUAUUUGUGAGCUCCGCAAUUUGGCUGAUUGAGCGUAAACAUAAUGAUGCAUUGAAGGGAUUUGGAAACAUGUUAUGGUUCUCGGUAUCCGUCAUUUUUUAUUUACAUAGAGAACCAAUAAAGAGUGGGUUGGCCCGAUUUGUGUUGGGGCCAUGGCUAUUCACCAUCCUUAUUGUAACAGCAAGUUUCACGGCAAGUCUGUCAUCGAUGAUGACGAUCUCAAGGUACCAACCAUCUUUUUUGGACAUUGAGACCCUGAAGCUGAAAAAUGCGACAGUUGGAUGCAACAAUGGCUCAGUAAUGGUGAGAUUUUUGUCCCAAGUGUUGUCGUUUCCUGUAGGGAAUAUCAAACAAAUAUCCGGUGUGGAUCGAUUUCCAGAAGCCUUGGAAAAGGAAGAGAUUCAAGCAGCUUUCUUCUCCGGUCCCCAUGCCGAAGUUUUCCUCACUAAACAUUGCAAAUACUACACCAGAGCCACCAUCUUCAAGCUCGUCGGCAUGGGUUUUGCUUUUCCAAAAGGGUCUCCGUUGACCGUCGACAUAUCAGAGUCAAUAGCGGAGCUGAUUGAAGAAAGGAGAAUGCCGGAUCUGAAGACGACAUUGCUCUCCACCUUCAACUGCUCCUCAGGCACAAACGACAAUGAUAUAAACGGGUCGGGUUUAGGACCCGAACCUUUUGCCGGUUUGCUUCUGAUUUCAGGUGUCAUCGCUUCCACAGCAGUUCUAAUCACCGCUUGUCGUCUCGUAUUAAUGAGGUUGGGCUGGAUCACAAAGCCCACUUCAUUCAAAGCCCAAAUCUUCAAUUUGAUUAGAUUAAGACCCUCUUAAUUGCCCCUAAUGUAUGAAGUUUUCUCAUCUUGAGAAACUUUUUUAAGGUUUUGUUAUAUUAUCUAAUACGCGUGAUGUACGCAUAUCUUA